Molecule: messenger RNA, 2028 nt
Organism: Xenopus laevis (African clawed frog)
Lineage: Eukaryota; Metazoa; Chordata; Amphibia; Anura; Pipidae
Gene: qrfpr.L
Product: pyroglutamylated RFamide peptide receptor L homeolog
Exons: 6
Coding region: 668-1936 (422 amino acids)
Biological process (GO): signal transduction; neuropeptide signaling pathway; G protein-coupled receptor signaling pathway
Cellular component (GO): plasma membrane; membrane
Molecular function (GO): neuropeptide Y receptor activity; G protein-coupled receptor activity
Source: RefSeq, a predicted model, not a curated record
CUUUGGGUUUACCACACGAGGACUCCUGUAGUUAUCAGAAAAGCACCUUUAAUUAAACGCUGCACAAGCAGAAAUAAUACAUUUCAGGGAUAAAGGAGGCGGGGCAGCGUGUCUUCUCUGAGCUCUGAUUGGCUGCUGAGUGUAACAUAUGCAAAGCGACGCAUUCUCUGAGCGGAUUGUCCCAGUGCCCGACGCUCUUCAGCUUUUCAAGCACUUGCCUCUGUGGGCAUCGUCUCUGGGAUCCAAGUACAAAACGCUUCUUAUGUGGAUUUGCAUACAAGUGGCCCAGUGUUACCUGCGCUAAUGUGCUGCUGCUGCUGCUGCUACUGCUGCUACACGGAGUUUGCGGGACGCUGCGUCUGUAUUGCGUUACUCUGAGCGUUUUUGCCGCUGCUGUUGCUCAGGUGUUUGUACAAUGUUGUGUAAGGAGCACAGCGGCAGUUUCAACUAUUCGCUAUGUCACCGUUUCUUAAGCGUGGGGUUUUGUAGUAGUACUGAAAUGGACACGAGGAUCCGGGACACCAAAUGGGACGACUAAACUCUCUCCAGUGUCUGUGAGUGAUCGCUGCCAGUCCGCUUGUUCUUGUUUCCCAUUAGAAUUGGGGGUUCUGUACCACACUGGGCGUUUAUCCGAGAGUACAUAUUUAUAUACAAGAGCUGGUGCCCAAUGCAGUCCCUCAAUAUCACCCCCGAGCAGUUUGCCCGACUCCUGCAGGAGAAUAACGUGACCAGGGAGCAGUUCAUUGAGUUGUAUCAGCUGCAGCCUCUGGUUUAUAUCCCGGAGCUUCCCUUCAGGACCAAGGUCGCCUUUGUGACAAUCUGUGUGCUGAUAUUUGUGCUGGCGCUCUUUGGCAACUCUCUGGUUCUUUAUGUGGUGACCAGAAGCAAAGCAAUGAGGACUGUCACCAACAUCUUCAUCUGCUCUCUGGCUCUCAGUGAUCUACUCAUUGCCUUCUUCUGUAUCCCCUUCACCAUGCUUCAGAACAUCUCCUCCAACUGGCUGGGAGGAGCGUUUGCUUGCAAAAUGGUUCCAUUUGUUCAGUCUACGGCCAUUGUUACUGAAAUCCUCACAAUGACAUGCAUUGCUGUGGAAAGGCAUCAAGGGAUUGUGCAUCCUCUGAAAAUGAAAUGGCAAUACACCAACAGGAGGGCAUUUACAAUGCUGGGUAUCGUGUGGUUAAUAGCAGCAGUGGUUGGUAUACCUAUGUGGCAUGCACAGCGCCUAGAGGUUAAAUAUGACUUUUUAUAUGAAAAACAAUAUGUUUGCUGUUUGGAAGCAUGGAACAGUCAAGUUCACCAGAAAAUCUAUACUACUUUCAUUUUGGUGAUCCUUUUUCUGCUGCCACUCACUUUAAUGCUCCUGCUCUAUAGUAAAAUUGGCUAUGAACUCUGGAUAAAAAAGCGUGUUGGCGAUGCCUCAGUGCUACAAACCAUCCAUGGAAAUGAAAUGUCUAAAAUAGCCAGGAAGAAGAAGCGGGCGAUCAUUAUGAUGAUUACUGUGGUUGUCCUUUUCGCAGUCUGCUGGGCUCCAUUUCACGUUGUUCACAUGAUGAUAGAAUACAGUAACUUUGAGAAUGAAUAUGACGAUGUCACAAUCAAGAUGAUAUUUGCCAUCGUACAAAUAAUUGGAUUUUUCAACUCCAUUUGCAAUCCGAUAGUCUAUGCUUUUAUGAAUAAAAACUUCAAGAAAAACUUCCUUUCUGCGCUAUGCUUUUGUUUUCUUAGGGAACCUUCUUCUCCCUCCAGAAGGCCAGGAAACUCUGGCAUCACAUUAAUUCAACAAAAAUCGAGUUCAUGUAGGAGAGAGAACACAAGUGAAGACACUCGUAGGGAGGCAUUCAGUGAAGGCAAUAUUGAGGUCAAGUUUUUCGAUCAGCCCGUUUCAAAAAAACGACACCUUCACUUGUUCACAUCAGAACUCACUGUUCACUCUUGAGGGCUGCAAAACACAGAGACUACAUCAUUAUUUUUAUAGAAAUGACUUGGGACCCAAAAGAACUGACGGACUUUGAAUUUACUUUAUUGAUA